Helianthus annuus (common sunflower) is the source of this 2619-nucleotide messenger RNA. RefSeq lists its product as uncharacterized. Bases 1 to 2619 code for a protein of 872 amino acids. NCBI's taxonomy places the organism in Eukaryota, Viridiplantae, Streptophyta, Magnoliopsida, Asterales, Asteraceae. The transcript is spliced from 3 exons. Gene Ontology annotation, biological process: DNA repair; telomere maintenance. Gene Ontology annotation, molecular function: DNA helicase activity. The record is from RefSeq and is a predicted model, not a curated record.
AUGGUUGGGAACCGUUGUUCUAAGAACUUUCCAAAGAAGUUUUUGGAAUCCACUUCCAUUGAUUCUGAUGGAUUUCCCGUUUAUAGGAGAAGAGAUUCUGGUCACACGGUUGUGAAGAAGGGUGUUACUUUGGACAAUAGGAAUGUAGUUCCAUACAACAAAAAGCUUCUUAAAAGGUACCAGGCGCACAUCAACGUCGAGUGGUGCAAUCAGGCGGGUUCAAUUAAGUAUUUGUUUAAAUAUAUUAAUAAAGGACCUGAUCGAGCCACGGUUGCUGUUUUUGAUUCAGACAGAGGUCCAGAUGAGGAGAUCCCAAAAGAUGAAAUUAAAGAAUAUUACGAAGCUAGAUAUGUUUCCGCAUGUGAAGCAAGCUGGAGAAUAUUUGCCACUGAUGUUCAUUAUCGGUAUCCUUCUGUCAUGAGAUUACCUUUUCAUCUUCCAGGACAACAAAAUGUUGUAUUUAGUUGUGACGACGAUAUUGAGGAUGUCUUACACAAACCUCAAGUAAAUUCAUCUAUUUUCUUAGAAUGGAUGAAGAUGAACAAUUCUAAGCCUGAAGCAAGAGAACUUACUUAUGUUCAGUUUCCUUCAAAAUAUGUGUGGAAGUUAAAAGAUCGUUGCUGGCAGCCACGUCAAAAUUAUGUUGUUAUUGGGAGAAUAUAUUCUGCGUCUCCUUCUCUUAGUGAGGCUUAUUAUCUAAGAAUUCUUCUUACCAAGGUUAAAGGACCAAGAUCAUUUGAAGAAAUCAGAACAUAUGAAAGUGUUGUUUAUCCUACUUUUAGGGAUGCGUGUUAUGCACGUGGCCUGUUAGAUGAUGACAAUGAAUAUAUCGAGUGUAUUAAAGAAUCCAGUUUCACUGGGAACGGUCAUUAUCUUCGUUCUUUGUUUGGAACACUACUUUUGUCUAAUACGCUUUCAAGACCUGAAGUUGUUUGGGAGAAAACGUGGGAGCUAAUGUCCGAGGACAUUUUAUACAAUAUGCGUAAAGAUACUGGCAUGAGCGGAUUCGUUGUAUCAGAUGAACGUUUAAAGAAUAUAACAUUGACCAAAAUCGAAAAAUUUCUUCUUCGUAAUGGAUCCAGCUUGCACAGGUUCUCAACGAUGCCUUAUCCUAAUAAUGACUAUCUAAUGACCGAGAGCAACCGUUUGAUAAAUGAGGAGCUUUCUUUUGACACUGAUGAACUUAGGGGUGAGUUCAAUAAUCUUCACAGCUCUCUAAACGAAGAUCAAAGAGCAGUGUAUAAUGAAAUUAUGAAUGUUGUUCGAAGUGGAAAGGGUGGUGUGUUUUUUGUGUACGGUUAUGGUGGUACGGGCAAGACUUUUUUGUGGAAAACUUUAGGUGCAUCCAUUAGAUCCACUGGACAUAUCGUUAUUAAUGUUGCUUCAAGUGGUAUUGCAUCUUUGUUGCUAUCACGAGGUCGUACUGCUCACUCACGAUUUCAUAUUCCUAUUAAUCUCAAUGAAGAUUCGGUCUGCCAUAUCAAGCCUAAUACUGAAGUCGCUAAUCUUCUAAACCAAGCCAAGUUAAUUAUUUGGGACGAGGCACCGAUGGUACACAAACAUGCUUUUGAGGCUCUUGAUCGUACAAUGAAGGAUGUUUUGAGUGUAUUUGAUUCACGAAAUUCAGAACUUCCAUUUGGUGGAAAAGCUAUUGUCUUUGGUGGUGACUUUAGACAAAUCCUACCUGUUGUACAAAAUGGAAGCAGGCAAGAUAUUGUAAACGCAUCUUUAUGUUCAUCCCACAUCUGGUCCAAUUGCAAGGUGUUAAAAUUGACAACCAACAUGCGUUUAUCGGUAGGAUCCAGUAGCUCAAACAUCGAGGAAAUAAAUCUAUUUGGUAAAUGGCUUCUAGAGAUUGGCGAAGGCAAUGUUGGUGAUUCUAACGAUGGUGAUUCUAAUAUUGAAAUACCUGAUCAUCUUUUGAUAACUGAUGAAAAUGAUCCGAUUCAAGCUUUGAUUGACUUUGUAUAUCCUUCAGUUUUGGAUCGUUUUAAAGACCGUGACUACUUUUCUGAAAGAGCUAUACUCGCUCCUAAGAAUGAAGUUGUUCAUGAUAUAAAUGACCGUUUGCUUGCUUUGUUUCCGGGUGAAGAGGUAGAGUAUCUUAGCUCUGAUAGUUUAUGUCCUACUGAGGAGAUUAAUGAUCCGUUACAUCAAGAUUUAUAUAAUCCAGAUGUGUUAAACAGUGUGAAAGUUUCUGGAUUACCAAAUCAUAGAUUGGUAUUGAAAUUGGGUGUUCCGGUAAUGCUUUUGAGGAAUAUUGACCAGCAAAACGGUUUGUGCAAUGGUACGCGUCUUCAAAUCACACGUCUUGGUAAACGUGUUAUCGAGGCUGAGAUAUUAUCGGGAAGUAAUGUUGGUUCAAGAACUUACAUCCCAAGAAUUAGCAUGAUACCAUCUGACAAAAAAAAUACCCUUCAAGUUUCAACGAAGGGACAAUCUCUAUCCAGAGUUGGUCUAUACCUUAGAGACCUCGUGUUCUCACAUGGUCAGCUUUAUGUUGCUUUGUCGAGAGUAAAGACUAAGGAUGGCGUUAAGGUUCUAAUAUUCGACAAAGAUGGGAGACCAACAAACAAAACUGCAAACGUGGUUUACAAAGAAAUUUUUGGGAAAUUGUAG